UCUCAUCUUCGCUUUCUUCGCUUUCAUUUUUUUUGACCUGCUUUUGUGGGAUUGACAGUUCGAUCGGAAUUCUUAUGGAUCCCGUCUUCAGCUGCAUUUAGUCACCAUUGGGAGUGACUCUCUGCGACCCCGACCGUCCCUUUGGAUGCUUAACUUUGACAUCGUUUAGUUGGCACUCUGGUUGGGCUAACGUACCUCCUUUCUUUUCCCCUCGAACCAAGCUUUUCACGAGAAACGAUUUUCUUUUUUUUCACUUUGAAACUAGACUUUUGGACAGAUCAUUAUUAUCACUUGUGCUAAAAGAAAAAACUAAUAUUAUUCUUGCAUUCUGCCCGCUGUCCGACGACUUCCAUGAUCCCUGCUUCCCAUUUUGUAUGAAUUGGACGUUGGGCAUUUACCGCUACCUAUCACCAUGGAUACUCUUUUAACCGCAGACAUUGUCGCCAGCUCCCCGCGAUUUCGGCGCAAGUCGUCGACAUUUGUCGAUGCAAUUCAUGACUUACCGGAAAAGGCCGACCUGGCGCCGGCGCAGCUCUACAGUACCGAGUCUGGUAGGCUUUUCCACUCAGGUCGGAUUGUCAUAAUCACUGUAGGCCUGCCUGCGCGGGGCAAGACGCAUAUGUCUGUCGCAAUGGCCCGCUAUCUUCGCUGGUUGGGUGUUAAGACACGGAUCUUCCACCUAGGAGAUUACCGACGAGCUACGAUUCCCUAUGGCCAGGAUAUUCCGGAUGACUAUUUUUUUGUGAACGCCUCCGCGUCGUCAGUUUUGCUGAGGCAAAAGAUUGUUAAAAGGUGUCGCGAGGAUAUUUACCGGUUCCUGAAUGAAGAAAAUGGACAAAUUGCAAUUUAUGACGCUGUUAACCCAUCAGCCGCGGGACGGAGGUCAUUAGCGAAUGAGUUCGCUAAGCACGAAUUUGAGACAUUGUUCAUCGAAUCAUGGUGUGAUGAUAGCCGCAUUAUCGAAGAGAACGUGCGGAGGGUCAAAAUUUCAUCUCCUGAUUAUGUUGGGUGGACGUCGGAAGAUGCUGUUAAACAUUAUCUGGCGAGGAUAUCUGCUCGUAUCCCUCAGUUUCAUACUAUGGAAGAGAAGGACUUGAACUACAUUAAAAUGAUCAAUGCGGGAGAAAGACUGAUAGUCAACAACAGAAGUUUUGGUUAUCUUUCGAAUCGGAUUGUGUUCUACCUUCUUAAUCUUCAUAUCAAGUCUCGACACACGUACUUUGCACGGGCCGGUGUUUCGGUCGAUGCGAAUUCCUACAAAGCAGAUGGACCUCUCUCUGAAAAAGGCGAAGAUUAUGCCAAGAAGAUGACUGAGAUUCUGCUGAAGCAUAGAGAGUCUGAAAAACAGGCAAUGGUGGAUCAAGCAGAGCCGGACUACGCGCUGAAACCCUUGACUGUUUGGACCUCAACAAGACGUAGGACCGUUGAGACUGCAAAGUAUUUGCACGAAAAAGGCUACAAAGUUCGGCAAAGGUCGCAACUGAGCCAACUGAAUCCUGGUGUUUGCGAGAUGAAGUCAGAGAGAAGAAUUCGCCAAGAAUACCCCGAAGAGGUAGCCAAACAUGAGCUUGAUCCUUACCACCAUAGAUAUCCCCGCGCGGAGUCAUACCAUGAUCUUGCGGUACGACUUGAGCCUAUCAUUUUGGAGCUCGAACGCGAGCAAAAUGACUUGUUGAUUAUCGCUCACGAAAGCGUGUUGAGGGUUCUGUACGGGUACCUUAUGGCAUGCAAUGCAGCAGAUAUUCCAUUCCUAGAAUUCCCACGGGAUGAAAUCAUUGAGAUUAUCCCCGAAAGCUACCAGAAUGAGGCGCGCAGAAUCCAUGUUCCUGGUCUUCCCAAUGAAAUCAUUCCCGGCUCGCCCGAAGAUAUAAAGAUUCCGGUACCUCCGAGUGGAGUUACAACACCCCUGUUCCAAGGAAUAGGAAGCCCAAAGGAAGGUUUCUCAACACCACAAGGCGGCAUUCGGACCCCUCGUGAGCCGGAGCGAAUCUCGCAGCAGCACAGACAGAUUGGUUUCAAGUCUGCUUACUUCAUGGUUUCGAUCACCGCUGAGUAUAUCAGCGUUGGCGGAAAUAGGCACCCCGCUGCUGCGGAUUGGGAUGUUCAGUCUGGGGUGCUCGCCUAUGGCGCAGAUAAUAAUGUCGCUUUGUGGGAGCCCAGGGAUGCAUCCAACCGUGGGGCGUACUCCGUCCUCGUCGGUCAUACUGAGAAGGUCAACGUCGUUAGAUUUUACACCUGUCCCACCACCGGCACGAAACUUCUUCUGACUGGCGCUGUCGACCAUACUGUUCGGAUAUGGCAAGCUGAUCAAUCCGACCCCAAACGAUUUGCUCCUGUCCUUACGCUAGAGGGCCACACGGGGUCGGUAAAUGCGAUUGCGACAACCGCAGGCGCAGACGUCAUUGCCACUGGCGCAGCAGACGGGACGGUGAUAAUACGGAGGGUAACCGUUGGAGAAUCGGUGAAGGCAGAUUUACUGGAAACUAUACCCAUGAAGCCCCGGUAUUUCCCUCUAGCACUGGCCUUGGCGCUACUUCCGACAGAAUCGCAAGACCGGCCCAUGGCGUUGGCAGUUGCAGGCACCACCAACGUCGUGCAGGUUUACGCUGCUGAAAGCACCAUUGCGACAACUAAUUUCAAGAUCUCUGCUACACUCUCGGGGCAUGAAGCUUGGGUUCGCUCGCUCUCUUUCACCGCAGACAAGGGGAAUAAAGCAGGAGACCUUCUGCUUGCGUCCGCUAGCCAGGAUAAAUACGUUCGACUAUGGCGCUUCAAUCGCGGUGAAGUGUCUCGUCCGUCAGUAGGAGAUGACGCCGAUGCCGUUCUGGGCGGUCUUGAGCCAACCUUGUCCAACAAAGCCCACCAAUUUGGAGCCGCUGGAUCCAAAUACUCCGUCACAUUUGAAGCCCUUCUAUUUGGGAAUGAAGAUUGGGUUUAUACCACUACAUGGAACCCCAACCCCGAGCGUCAACAGCUUCUCACCGCCUCUGCUGACAAUACUUUGACUAUUUGGGAGCAAGAUCCGGUGUCUGGAGUGUGGCUUUCGGCGGAAAGGAUGGGAGAGAUUAGCGUGCAGAAGGGUUCUACUACCGCUACGGGAAGUACCGGUGGAUUUUGGAUUGGCCUCUGGUCUCCAGACGGCAAUCAGGUUGUGAGUCUCGGGCGUACAGGCAGCUGGAGGGCGUGGAGGUAUGAAGCCGAAAUGGAUGUCUGGGUUCAGAUACUCGGUAUCACUGGGCAUGUACGAUCAGCCAACGGAAUUCAAUGGGAGCCUUCUGGUGGAUAUCUUCUUUCAACAAGCGCUGACCAAACUACACGCCUUCAUGCACAAUGGAAUCGACACGGCAUUAAGUCAUGGCAUGAAUUCUCGCGGCCACAAAUCCACGGCUAUGAUCUAAACUGCGUCGACACAUUGGGUCCCACACGUUUUGUGUCGGGCGCAGAAGAAAAACUCCUACGAGUAUUCAACGAACCCAAGCCAAUUGCGCAGCUCCUGGAGAGACUAUGUGAUUUCCACCAGUCUCCGGAGGGAGAUCUCCCGGAUACCGCCCAUAUUCCGGUUCUAGGAUUGUCUAAUCAAGCUGUCGGCGAACAAGCGCCUGCUGACGCAGAUGUUGUGGACAGCGUGGAUGUUGGACAGGCCCAUGCGAAUCAAGAGAUUCUAUCAAACUCCACGCAACCCCCUCUCGAAGACCAACUGGCUCGUUACACAUUGUGGCCUGAGCACGAGAAACUCUACGGCCACGGCUACGAAAUUUCAGCCGUGGCUGUUAGCCACGAUCGCACUCUCAUCGCUACCGCCUGCAAGGCAAGCUCGAUAGAUCAUGCCGUAGUGCGACUGUACGACACCUCGGAUUGGCACGAGAUUCGACCCUCCCUUGCAGCACACACCUUGACCAUUACAGAUCUGUGCUUCUCUACGGAUGACAAAUAUCUUCUGAGUGUUGGACGUGACCGUCAGUGGGCAGUUUACCGUCGAAGCGAAUCCGAUCCCUCAACAUUUGCCCUUAUGACAUCGAACCCGAGGGGCCAUUCCCGAAUGAUUCUCGACGCGGACUGGGCUCCCAUGCUAGAGAACCAGCCCCCGAUAUUUGCGACGGCUGGCCGAGAUAAGUCGGUUAAGUUAUGGCAAUUAGUCGGGGAGUCGUUCGAGUGCAAGUCAACUAUCUCCAUGAAAAGCUCAGUGACUGCUGUUGCAUUCCUCGCACAGACUUACAAUGGUGCUUUCUUCCUUGCAACGGGAGAGGAUAACGGCACGCUAUCAAUCCAUCAAGUUUCCACCGAAACCCUUGAAUCCACUCCAGUAGCGAGCCUUGAUAAAGAUGUGUCACCAUCUAAAACGAUCACGGAACUAUUAUGGCGGCCUCUACCACAAAUCAGUGGUGAGGUGGGAGGCGAUAAGUUGAAUUUCGAGCUUGCAGUGGCAAGCGAGGAUACCUCGAUACGUAUAUACAGCAUCGCGGAUAUGAUACCCAUAUCAUGAACAAGAUCAAGAUGUCUAUGUU
Molecule: messenger RNA, 4505 nt
Organism: Aspergillus ochraceoroseus IBT 24754
Lineage: Eukaryota; Fungi; Ascomycota; Eurotiomycetes; Eurotiales; Aspergillaceae
Product: Elongator subunit ELP2
Exons: 13
Coding region: 413-4483 (1356 amino acids)
Biological process (GO): regulation of DNA-templated transcription; fructose metabolic process; tRNA wobble uridine modification
Cellular component (GO): elongator holoenzyme complex
Molecular function (GO): protein binding; DNA-binding transcription factor activity; 6-phosphofructo-2-kinase activity
Source: RefSeq, a predicted model, not a curated record